This is a messenger RNA of Pseudophryne corroboree (corroboree frog), 6178 nucleotides long. It is a transcript of the gene CILP2, whose product is annotated as cartilage intermediate layer protein 2. Bases 61 to 3645 code for a protein of 1194 amino acids. The record is from RefSeq and is a predicted model, not a curated record. NCBI's taxonomy places the organism in Eukaryota, Metazoa, Chordata, Amphibia, Anura, Myobatrachidae. The transcript has 8 exons.
CUACCUGUCCAGCACCAGCACCAGGUAGAUCCAGCACCAUCUGUUCUAUACAGGGCAGACAUGCCAGCUUGCCAUCAAACUUUGCUUCUUUCUGUCCUUGUCAAAGUCGUAGCCACCUUUGUUGCUACACAGUGGACCUCUUGGUUUAAUGUAGACCAUCCUGGAGGUGGUGGAGACUAUGAAACUGUAGAAGCCAUUCGUUUCUAUUAUCCACAUCGCUUGUGCCUCCGGCCUAUAGCUCUUGAGGCCAGAACCACAGAAUGGGCCACCCCAAAGGACAGAAAGGAGUAUGUGCACUCUAAUCCUGAAACCGGAUUCUGGUGCAUCAACAAAGAGCAGCGGAAAGGCAAAAACUGCUCCAACUACCAUGUAAGGUUUCAAUGCCCACCCGAUCUGUUUUACUGGUCGCAUUGGUCUCCAUGGAGUGCUUGCUCUGAAACAGGUUGUGGUGCGAGAGGCAUCCAGAUCAGACGGCGCACCUGCAGCAGUGUAAAACCUCUAAGCACAUUGAGCCUAGAAAGAUGUUUCGGCCAGGACGUAGAACGAAGGGUCUGCAUUACCAGUCCAUGUAUUGGAAAAUGGUCUGCUUGGAGUGCCUGGGCGCCUUGCACAAAAACUUGUGAAGGGGGUGAAAGUGUCCGUCGCCGUACAUGUUCCAGUAAAGGGAUUCCGUGUUCUGGACGUUCAUUCCAAGUUCAAAAGUGUGGGAAAUCUCGAUGUAGAGGAGCAUUGUGCACUGGCUGCACAUGUGUCGGACACUCUUUGAUGGGCAAAGUCCAAAGUACCCAUGGGUAUGUUCAGCACAAUGCCAAAGUAUUUAUAAAUGACAAGAUUGUGGGUACAACAGAUCUGCAUGGCAUUCUCAUCUUAAAAGGCGUCUGCACAGAAGUUCACACAAACAUCACAGUGACGCGAGAUGGAUUCUCUUCGGUAACAUUGCAAAGCAUUAAGAAUGACUCCAACAUCUCCUAUUUUGAGGCCUUUUUGAAGAAAUUAGAAAAACCCUACAUGGUACAACAUCCAUAUUCAAAAAUCAGAAGAGAAGGACAAAAGGUGGCCCUGUGCUGUGAAGCUACUGGGAAUCCAGUUCCCUCUAAGUAUUACUGGUAUCACAAUGGUACAUUACUGGACAAACACAAUCUCAAGUAUGACAAAAGUUUAACUCUACAAAAUAUUAAUGCAUCACAAGCUGGGAGAUAUCAAUGCAAAGCCAAAAAUGGAUUGGGGGUCAUCAGGUCCUCUGUAGCCCAAUUAAUAGUCAUAGGUAAAGGUGAAUCUCACUGUGAUAAGACCCCCCACAAACAUUUUAUCAAGCUACCAACUGACUGUUUUCAAACUGAAACUGGUUCUCUUUACUACAAUGUAGGCAAGUGUCCUAAUACACAGUGUGUAGAUCAUAUAAACUCUGACCUCCAGUGUAAAGAUGAAGUAGACUACUGUUGUGGGGUCAAGCAAAUGAAACUACAUGAUGUGAAGUGUCCAGGAUACAUUCUACCAGUCAUGGUUGUUGUAGAGUGUGGUUGUGCCCAAUGUAUCCAGCCUAAAGUUUUAGUUCGUGGAUGGGUGACUGCAUAUGACACAGAGGAGCCACUUCAGUUCGGAAAAAUCUUUAUGAAUGGGGAUAAUAUGGGAUUUACAGGUUACAAAGGAGAUUUUACGCUGGAAGUGCCAGUUGGUACCAAAAGAUUGGUGGUCACAUUUGUAGAUCAUCAAGAUAAGUUUAUUGAGACUAUAAAAGUUAUUCCAUUUGAUCCAAAAGGAAAUACUGUCUACCAGGAAGUGAAAGUAAUGAGAAGAAAAGACCCAAUUGAUCUGAAUCCUGCAUUAUCAAAUGUGAUUUCUCUUGGAGAAAUACUUGGAGAAGAUCCAAUUGGUGAGAUUGUAAUACCACCAAACUCCUUCACCAAAACCAAUGGAGAAUCCUACAGUGGUACAGUUAAGGCCAGUUUAACCUUUCUUGACCCUAGAAACAUUAGCACAGCUUCUGCUGCUUCAAGUGAUCUUAACUUUGUCAACAGAGAUGGAGAUAUUUCUCCACUCAGGACUUAUGGAAUGUUUGCUGUGGACUUCAGGGAAAAAGAUACUAAUUCUUGGCUUCAAACUGGGAAAGUGGAGGUACGACUGGAUGCAGAGCAAAUUAAAAUGCCCCAGCAUCACAAUGAAAUUAAACUUUGGUCUUUAAACCCACAGACUGGACUGUGGGAGGAAGAAAGUAGUUUUCAGAUGAUGGGGCAGACCAAAAGGAAAAGAAGGGAAGAGAGGUCCUUUUUAAUAGGACAGUUGGAAAUACGUGAGAGAAGACUUUUCAACCUAGAUGUGCCAGAGUUCAGGAGAUGCUUUGUUAAGGUACGAGCAUAUAUGAAUGAGAAGUUCAUGCGAAAUGAACAACUAGAAGGAAUAGUUAUAACUCUUAUAAAUCUAGAGCCUAUGCAAGGAUUUUCAUCUAACCCUAGAGCUUGGGGUAGAUUUGACAGUGUGAUAACAGGAAGGAAUGGAGCCUGCCUUCCUGCUUUCUGUGACGCUAAGCAGCCAGAUGCUUACUCUGCAUACGUCACUGCUAUAAUGGGUGGUGAGGAACUUGAAGCAGCUUCCUCUUAUCCCAAACUAAACCCAAAUGUUGUUGGAGUUUCUCAACCUUAUUUAUCUAAACUCAACUAUCAAAGAACUGAUCAUGAAAACCCCACUGGUAAAAAGACGGCUUUUAAAAUUAACCUUGCUAAACCAAACCCAAACAAUUUUGAGGAGACCAAUGGUCCAAUAUAUGCCUACCGAAACUUGCGAGGAUGUGAAGAAGCCACAAUCUCAGACAAUCACUUUCGCUUUUAUAGAGUAGAAGAAGACAAGUAUGAGUUCAAUGUUGUCCCAUUUGAUGAGACAGACUUGACCUCAUGGAUUGGUGGCUAUCUAUCUUGGUGGCCAAACCCUCAAGAGUUCCGGGCAUGUUAUAUAAAGGUUCGGAUACAGGGUCCACAGGAAUAUAUGGUCAGGUCACGGAAUACUGGAGGAAGUCACACAAAGACUGUGGGUCUCCUAUAUGGAUUACGUGACACCCGGAGUGUUAGGGAUUUGAAAGUGGUACGCAGCUCUGCAGCCUGUCUGGAAUUCAAGUGCAGUGGAAUGCUAUAUGACCAAAAUAUGGUGGAUCGCACUCUGGUUACUGUAACUCCUCAAGGCAGCUGUCGUGUCACAGAAGUCAACAGGCAUCUGGAAGACUAUCUCAGCCACCACCCACCACUUGCAUUAGGGAAUGACACUGGGGUAUUUAAUAUGUUGGCUCCUGUUGACCCAUUAGGACACAACUAUGGUAUUUACACAGUUACUGACCAGAAUCCAAGACUAGCAAAAGAAAUUGCCAUUGGGCGAUGUUUUGAUGGAACCUCAGAUGGUUUUUCCAGGGAAAUGAAAUCCCAGGUAGGAAUUGCACUCACUUUUCACUGUCAGGAAAAAACUGUUACACGAGAAAGCUUCUUUCAGCGUCUGCUUAACAACCCAGGUGAAACGCUUCGUGAGAUACGUCGUGGUAUGCAAGAGAAUGAACAGAGAGGUAAUCCUGCACGUGUGGUGCCUUAUCCAUUUACAGGUGUUUCCUCUUCUAAUCAUACCCGAAAACAAUCUGCCAACCAGAGGAAACCUCGACUGCCAUAAUAUAUAUGAACGUGACAGAAAUAUCUUAACUCAAACAUCCUAUUACCACUGUACAAAUACAUUGAAAGGAAUCAGUGAAACCUAAAGACUAAUUAUGAGAGUGUAAUUAUUAAUAGUCUUUAUUUUCAGGUAAAUAGGUGCUGGACUCAGGUCAGUAGUCAAACUCUUUAAAUCUGAUGAUUAGUUUUCUUGAACAUAGUAGAUGCUAAUUUAUUUACUUUUAAGAUACCAUUAGAUCUAAGGUAAAUUUGGGCACAACAAAGCAAACUUAUAUGUGAAGUACUGUACCAGGCCUGGAUUUAAUGUUUUUACUCCCCUGAUGCAUUUUCUGUGGCCCUACCUCUUCUUCCUUAUCAUCAUAGAUUGCAUAGACCCAAUUACUAUCUGUAGAAGAGUAAAUGUAAGAAUUAGGUGUACUCUAUCAGUAAUUUAAAAUUAGCUUUGUUUUCACGCUAGCAGACAUAAAUAAUUUAAACAAAUGUACCAGGAUGAAGAAACCGGGAGCAGCCUGCAAGUCAAGGACCUAGCCUAUUUCACUUUCCAUAAUUCUGAGCCGCUGAGAUUAGAGAUACAUCAGCAUUACAGCUGGAGGCACUGUACAAUGGGAAACAAUCCUCUUUUUACUAGGCUUACCAUACUAUCCCUUUAAACCAGUGAUGUGCGGUUAGGUGAGGCUAUCUUUUUUGCACAUCUCUGAUCAAAACUCACCAAAUUUCUAGCAGUAUAUGCUGCUGCACCUGUAUAUAAUGCCCAUAUGUACCCUUUGGCUCAUGUAUUGUGUAUAAAUCUUGUUCUGGUACUAGCCAGUGCCUCCUGAGCCAUUUACCUCACCGCACGUUCCUCUUUAAAAUGAGGACACUGAUUUAAACUAGGUGAAAUGAGGCUUGAAGUCAGCCAGCCACAGAACCUGUGUAAUUCAUUAGUGUCCUGGUUUAAAGAGAUCGUAUGGUAAGCCUAUCUAUUAUACAAUCACUAACAAGGUUUGUGUGACAAACUAUGGGUGUUGAUGAUCUAUAAGAGCAGAGUUUCCCAAAAUCCGCCAUUAUAGUCCAGGUUUUAAAGCUCUCCUUGCUUGAGCAUAGCUGACUUAAUAAGUACCUCAGUAAAUGUGAUUAAAACAUCUGGACUUAAACAUGAAUAUCCUUAAAUCUAGACUGUAAUGGUGGAGUUUGGGAAACUCUGUAUUAGCAAAUUAACAAAAGUUACUCCUAGUACAAUGUUUCCUAACUCCACACGGAUACCACUUUUACACCAAAAACCCAGGUUCAAUCCAGGUUUCCGGACACAGGGCCUGAUUUAGGUUGGAUCGCAAUACGUGAUCAAACCACAAAAUCUGCUAAGAGGGUGCGGGCGCAUGCACAGUGCCCAUCCUGUGCAUGCGCCCACAUUUCUGCAUUGGCCCGCAGAAAAUGCGAUUGCCUCUGCCUGUCAAUCAGGCAGAGGCGUUUGCGGGGUGGGGGCUGCGGCGGAAAUGCUCCGUUUCCGAGAUGGAGCGUUGCGGUGGGCAGCAACAGAGAAAUGGGGGCAUGGCGGUGUGAAUGGUGGCCAUGUUCGGGGAGGUUGCAUGACCUCACACGCAGCUGGUGCGAUCACUAAAAUGGCGGCGGCAGCAGGCUAUCUGAUUUCUAGCGAUCACCCUGAAAUUGCGGUUGCACCGCAAUUUCAGCAUGGUCAAGGGGGGUGGGGGGGCGGCGGGUGUUAGCAUGCUGUGGGGCCUUGCCCUGCGAUGGGCGGCCCCCAGCAUGCAAUCCAAAGGAUUACAAAUUCUGCUACUUAGCAGAAUUUGCAAUCCUUACUGUGCAGUACCAACUUGGAUCAGACCAGGGUCAGACCCUGUUUACACUGCAUAUUGGACCCUAUUUAUUCCCGGGUCAGUCCCAUUUACAUUGAACCGGGGUUAUCCCUGCACGUCACUCACAGACCCUCCCUUGAGGUGGACCUGCAUACACAGCCAAUCAGCAGCUUUUAAUCAUAGCCCGGGUUGGAUAACCCAGGUCGAGCUGUUUACACUGCACUGUUACCUGGCUCCAACCCUGGUAUCUAUUAGGGUCUGAUACCCUGGUCACUCGACCUGGGUUAUUUUUCAAGGUAGACCCAGCAAUAAUCCGAGUCAAAAGCUUGGUGUAAAAGGGGUAUAAAGAUAGGUGCACACUAUACAAUUAUCUGGCAGAUAAUCUGCCAGCAAUGUCGGACUGGGGCAUGAAGGGCCCACCGGGAAAAAGCAUUGGUAGGGGCCUAUGUUUAGGGGUGUGGCCACUUGCCACAGGGGCUUGGCUACCCAUUAGAGAGUGCAUGGUCUGGGCCCUUUGGUAAAUACAUAAUGAUAAUGAUCGUUAAUAACAGAAAUGCACUGUAGAAAAUACACCAUAGUCCUGUGAAGUAUAAGGUAACAUAUAAAAUGAGUAAUUCAAGUGCACAGUCUGGAACCUGAUCCCUAGAAGAAGAGGUGGGGCCCACCGGUGGUUUCCCCUCUUCCCCUGUGGGCCAGUCCAAACCCGUCUGCCAGAUCUGGCUGGUUAUAAUGAAAUUCUAG